ACUACUUGACUUUGUAACAGUCCCAUAUUUCCUGGUGUCCAUUCCAUUCACUCCAUCGCUGCGAGACAAUGAAGGAUACACACACCCUGCUCAAUCUGCUUCUGCUGCUAGUGUACCUAGCAGGAUCAGCUUUGACCACUGAUGGAGGGAGUGGCAGUAUCAAUGGUCCCUUGGAACUAACCAUAGUGGGACCUGACUUUGUUAAAGUGGGCGUGCCACACAGUUUUGACUGUGCCGCCCAGUGCUCUCCCUCCUGCAGCUACAGAAUGAGUAUCUACGGACAGAUUUGGCAGGGCAACAAGCUGUUGUUCACAGCUCGCCAAUGGGAGGAGUCCCUAAACCUUACAUGCACUGCAAGGAAUGAUGACUCUGGGAGGUCCUCUACAGUAUCUAAGAUACUCCAGGUUUUAGCUGGACCAACCAACGUAUCGAUCACAGGCCCUGCCCUGAUGACCCCAGGGGCCCCUCAAAGCUUCCAGUGUAAUGCUGACUGCCGUCCCUCCUGCAACUACACCUGGAAGAUAAAGGGCCGAUGGCUCGGGGGGCAGGGGAGCGAGAUUACCGUAACUCCCGAAGAGUUGGCCACCUCUGUUACCCUGAACUGCAAGGCCAUCAACAGUGUGUCUGGGCUCUAUGCCAUGGCAACCAGGAAAAUACCUGUGACAUCUGGUCCAUCAGAGGUCCACAUCAUAGGCCCGGAAUCUGUUUCAGUCGGCUUCAAGUCCAUGUUUCAGUGCAUUGCCAAAUGCUCUCCCGCUUGUGACUACCACUGGACCAUUGAUGGUCACACUGUCCAUGGCAGUGAGAUGGAGAUGACGGUCGAGCAACAUGUGAAGCCAGAGAAAAUUAUGUGCCACGCUCAGAAUACGAUCUCAACUAAUUUUGAGGUGGUCACCAAGACCGUACGAGUGGAAGGUACAACAGAAAUCUCAUGAUUAUACAUUUUAGCCACUACCUUAAUUUUAGGAGACUAAAUCUUUAACUGAUGUAUAUGGUCUUUAUGAUGCUGUCAUAAACAUUAUUUGACCUAA
This is a messenger RNA of Oncorhynchus masou masou (cherry salmon), 1031 nucleotides long. RefSeq lists its product as uncharacterized. The coding region runs from base 69 to 935 and encodes 288 amino acids. Gene Ontology annotation, biological process: signal transduction; regulation of immune system process. The record is from RefSeq and is a predicted model, not a curated record. Lineage: Eukaryota; Metazoa; Chordata; Actinopteri; Salmoniformes; Salmonidae. The transcript has 5 exons. Gene Ontology annotation, molecular function: protein tyrosine kinase binding. Gene Ontology annotation, cellular component: cell surface; plasma membrane.